This is a messenger RNA of Gastrolobium bilobum, 1263 nucleotides long. RefSeq lists its product as uncharacterized. The transcript has a single exon. The coding region runs from base 1 to 1263 and encodes 420 amino acids. Lineage: Eukaryota; Viridiplantae; Streptophyta; Magnoliopsida; Fabales; Fabaceae. The record is from RefSeq and is a predicted model, not a curated record.
AUGAUCAAACUUUUGGCAUCUUACAAUGAAAAAGUUGCAGAUGUUUUUCUAAAGAAUGCUCCAUUAACAGCCAAGUAUACCUCACCUCAAAUACAAAAAGAGAUUCGCAAAGAUAUUGGGGAUUCUAAGUUUUGUAUUAUUGUGGAUGAAGCACGUGAUGAAUCCAAAAGGGAACAAAUGGCUCUUGUCUUGAGAUUUUUUGACAAAGAUGGUUUCAUAAAAGAGAGAUUUUUUUAUCUUUGUCAUGUUCAAGACACAUCAUCUAUGACACUAAAAAAUGCUAUUAGUAAAAUACUCUCACAUCAUUGCCUUGAUAUCCAGAAUAUCUGUGGCCAAGGAUAUGAUGGUUCUAGUAACAUGCGUGGUGAAUGGAAUGGAUUGCAAGCAUUAUUUCUUAAUGAAUGUCCUUGUGCUUAUUAUGUGCAUUGUUUUGCUCAUCGAUUACAAUUAGCCUUGAUUGCCGCCUCUAAGGAAGUUUCUUCUAUUUAUCUAUUCUUUCAGAAUUUGAAUUUCAUCAUUAAUAUUAUCACUGCAUCUUCUAAACGUCAUGAUCAAUUCCAAGCUGCCCAAAUUUCUGAAUUUGAACGUUUGCAGACUAUUGGUGAGCUUGAAACUGGUACAGGUUUUAACCAAGUAGGUACACUAAAGCGGGCUAGUGAUACUAGAUGGGGUUCUCAUUUUUAUUCUAUAUGCAGUCUUCAGCGAGGGUAUAAUGAAUCAUGUUCAGUUCUUGAAAAAAUUCGUAGCGAAGGCUCAACUUACUCUCAAAGAGGAGAUGCUACUGCAGCUUAUAAGAUGAUCAUUUCCUUUGAGUUUAUCUUUAAUUUACUUUUGAUGAAGGAGAUCAUGGGCAUCACUGAAAUUCUUUGUCAAGCUUUGCAACAAAAAUCUCAAGAUAUUUUGAAUGUUAUGCAAUUAGUUUCAAGUACAAAGGAACUUAUUCAAGAAUUGCGAGAUGAUGGUUGGAAAAGAAUACUUGAAAGUGUUGUUAAUUUCUCUAAGCUUCAUGAAAUAGAUGUUCCAGAUCUUAAUGCUCAAUAUAUUGAAGGUCGUGGCCAUCGACAGCAUGAUCAAAUAACUAUUGAGCAUCACUAUCAUUUUGAUAUCUUUAAUUCAGCCAUUGACUUUCAAUUACAAAAAUUAAAUAGAAGGUUUACUGAGCAAACAAUGGAACUUUUAUCACUUAGCUCUUCAUUAGAUCCGAAGAAUGGUUACAAAGCAUUUAAUGUUUAUGAUAUUUGUAGCCUUGCAGAGAAAUAUUAA